GAGAAGGCGUUCAAACUAACGUCCCUGAUGACCCCGAUCCCUCGAAUCCCCGGGAUUGCUUGAGCCCUAGCAUUUCCCUCCGUAGUUUAUUUUGUCUCCAAAAAGUUUGAAAGAUGAAGAUAGCAGUGGAAGGUUGCAUGCAUGGCGAUCUUGACAAUGUCUACAAAACUUUGCAACAUCUUGAAAAAGUGCACAACACCAAAAUCGACCUCCUCCUCUGCUGCGGCGAUUUUCAGGCUGUCCGAAACGAAGAAGAUUUGAAGAGCUUAAAUGUGCCGCCGCGCUAUCGCUCUAUGCAGUCAUUCUGGAAGUACUAUUCGGGGUUGGAGGUUGCCCCGUAUCCCACAAUAUUCAUUGGUGGAAACCACGAAGCGUCUAAUUAUUUGUGGGAAUUGUACUAUGGAGGAUGGGCUGCGCCUAAUAUAUAUUUCCUGGGAGUUGCAGGGGUGGUCAGGUUUGGGAAUAUCCGAAUUGGUGGAGUGUCUGGGAUUUAUAAUGCACGUCAUUAUAAAUCAGGACAUUUUGAGAGGCCUCCUUACGACCAAAAUACAAUCAGGUCUGUGUAUCAUGUUCGUGAAUAUGAUGUUCACAAGCUCAUUCAAGUCGAGGAACCGAUUGAUAUCUUUCUUUCUCAUGAUUGGCCAGUCGGAAUCACUGAUUGUGGGAAUUGGAAGGAUCUCAUUCGGCGGAAACAUUUCUUUAAGCAGGAGAUAGAGGAAAGAAGACUUGGCAGUAAAGCUGCUGCGCAACUCCUGGAAAAAUUGAAACCACAGUAUUGGUUUUCAGCUCACUUACACUGCAAGUUUGCUGCUCUUGUUCAACAUGGGGAUGGUGGUCCUCAGACAAAAUUUCUUGCACUUGAUAAGUGCCUUGCUGGUCGGGAUUUCUUACAGAUUGUGGAAAUUGAAUCAGAGGCAGGACCUUAUGAAAUUCAGUAUGAUGAAGAAUGGUUAGCUAUAACACGGAGGUUCAACUCCGUCUUCCCUCUUACUGCCAAAGCUGCAGAUUUCAAAGGUAUAGAUCUUGAGAUGGAGGACUGUCGUCAAUGGGUUAGAAGCAGGCUGCAAGAGAGAGGUUACAAGCUUGAAUUUGUUAGAACUGCUCCACGUUACAAUCCUUCUGAAUCC
Neltuma alba is the source of this 1127-nucleotide messenger RNA. Its product is annotated as lariat debranching enzyme-like. The record is from RefSeq and is a predicted model, not a curated record. Lineage: Eukaryota; Viridiplantae; Streptophyta; Magnoliopsida; Fabales; Fabaceae. Gene Ontology annotation, cellular component: nucleus. Gene Ontology annotation, biological process: mRNA splicing, via spliceosome. Gene Ontology annotation, molecular function: RNA lariat debranching enzyme activity.